This is a messenger RNA of Cebus imitator (Panamanian white-faced capuchin), 1913 nucleotides long. RefSeq names its product claudin 6 (gene CLDN6). Gene Ontology annotation, molecular function: structural molecule activity. The record is from RefSeq and is a predicted model, not a curated record. Bases 619 to 1281 code for a protein of 220 amino acids. NCBI's taxonomy places the organism in Eukaryota, Metazoa, Chordata, Mammalia, Primates, Cebidae. Gene Ontology annotation, biological process: bicellular tight junction assembly; cell adhesion. Gene Ontology annotation, cellular component: plasma membrane; bicellular tight junction. The transcript is spliced from 4 exons.
CAAAAUUUAGCCGUGCCUGGUGUUGGGUGCCUGUAAUCCUAGCUACUCGGGAGGCUGAGGCAGGAGAACUGCUGGAAUCCCGGAGACUGAGGUUGUGGGGAGCGGAGACUGUGCCAUUGCACUCCAGACUGGGUAACGGAGCAGGACUCUGUCUCAAAUCAAACAAAAGGCAUAAAAAUAAUGUGCUCUAGCCAGGCGCGGUGGCUGAAGCCGGUAAUCCCAGCGCAGUGCGAGGCCAAGGAGGUCGGAUCGAUUAUGCCCCCGAGUUCGAGACCAGCCUGGGCAAUGAAGUAGUUACAUAAUAAAAUGCAGACUUGUUCUCUCCACUUUGCGAGGUAGGAGACGAAGGAUCGGGAAGGUUAGCCCGGCGCCCGUCACCCUCGGUGAGUCUGGACGUCCGCCCGCCUGGCGCAGCGACCCCAGCCUCCAGCGCCCUCCUCUGACGAGGCUGGGAUUCGCACGCCCGCUCGCGUCUGGGACAGGGUCUCUGCCCCUCCUCCGGGGCGGUGGUCCAGUGACGUCACCGCGUCUUUAAGACCCCCGCCUCCGCCGCUUUCCGGACACUCGGCUUAGGAAUUUCUCUUAUCCAUUUCGCAGUGCAGCUCCUUCACCCUCACCAUGGCCUCUGCCGGAAUGCAGAUCCUGGGAGUCAUCCUGACAAUGCUGGGCUGGGUGAAUGGCCUGGUGUCCUGCGCCCUGCCUAUGUGGAAGGUGACCGCCUUCAUCGGCAACAGCAUCGUGGUGGCCCAGGUGGUGUGGGAGGGGCUGUGGAUGUCCUGCGUGGUGCAGAGCACAGGCCAGAUGCAGUGCAAAGUGUACGACUCGCUGCUGGCGCUGCCGCAGGACCUGCAGGCCGCUCGAGCCCUCUGUGUCAUCGCCCUCCUUGUGGUCCUGUUCGGCUUGCUGGUCUACCUUGCUGGGGCCAAGUGUACCACCUGUGUGGAGGACAAGGAUUCCAAGGCCCGCCUGGUGCUCGUCUCUGGGAUUGUCUUUGUCAUCUCAGGGAUCCUGACGCUAAUCCCCGUGUGCUGGACAGCGCAUGCCAUCAUCCGGGACUUCUACAACCCCCUGGUAGCUGAGGCCCAAAAGCGGGAGCUGGGGGCCUCCCUCUACCUGGGCUGGGCAGCCUCGGCCCUUUUGUUGCUGGGUGGGGGGUUGCUGUGCUGCACUUGCCCCUCGGGGAGGGCCCGGGGCCCCAGCCAUUACAUGGCCCACUACUCGCCAUCGGCCCCUGCCGUCUCUCGGGGGCCCUCUGAGUACCCUACCAAGAAUUACGUCUGACGUGGAAGGGAAUGGGGGCUCCGCCAGUGCUAGAGCCAUCCAGAGGUGGUAGCGCCCAAUAGCUUUGGGAUCUUUUGUUUCUGCUUCCUACUGCUGUCCUUUUGACUGAGGGUAUUUAAAAUCCAUUGAAGACAACCAAGAAGGUGACUCAGACUCCCACCUGGGCUCUGCUGUUUCUCACCUUGGGAUGAUUGAACCAAAGAGGGGAUGCUUUGAGAUUCUGGAUCUUUCUCCACCCUAGAGAUGCCCGUCUUAGAAGCCAGUUGAGCUGUGGAACUAAUGUGGAGGCUGCUUGCUAUGCUGGCCUUUGGGACAAGACAGACUGUCCCCAAGAGUUCCUGCUGCUGCUGGGAGCUGGGCUUCCCUAGACUUAUCAGGACAGCCACCCCUCCAUCCUACUCAGGCCUCUGGAGCCCCACUCUUCACCCCUGGGAAAGCAAGUGAUCCGUUAACAAAGGACUACCCUCCUCCAGAACUUUGGACCUUCUCUGUCCUGAUAGGACAUCCACACCUCCAAAGAUCCCAGAUGUGUAGACCCCCCACUCCCACCUCCAAUACUGUACCCUUCUGCCCUGCCCAUCCUGCCCUGCUUACACUCAUGUUUUUACCAAAUAAAGCAUGUUUUGUUGGUG